AUGGGUAAGUGGAACUAUCAGGACUUGGCGUAUUUCGAUGAUGCGACCAUGAUUCUGGGCCUAAACACUGCGAAGGAGCCUGAUUCGAUGGUCCGACCGGUACGGCAUCCUCGGCUUCCCCCCGCACAAGCAAUGGAUAGACGUGGAACGGCGUACCCAACCAUGGUAAUUGAAGUCGGUCACAUGCAAACCCUCCCUGACCUGCAUCGAAAGGUAGCACUCUACUUUAAUCCUCGAACCACAAUUCAGAUUGUGCUGGCUGUUAAGGCUGGUAUUCCAGCUUACCAAAUGAACAUUCCAGCAAUAGAACUCUUUGACGGGGAUCCUACCAGUGUUCCUGCAUCAGCAGUUGGUGGAUUCAACUUAGAUUUGUGGGAACUUCAAUUUGUAGCACGGCAAGAAUUCAACUUACCAUAG
Messenger RNA from Paraglomus occultum, 417 nucleotides. NCBI's taxonomy places the organism in Eukaryota, Fungi, Glomeromycota, Glomeromycetes, Paraglomerales, Paraglomeraceae. The record is from the annotation of a GenBank genome assembly.